AUGUUGGAUCCAGCGGUGAUGUUUUCGUUGGAGAGAAGCAGGCGCUCCAUGCUUCCUGAACACAUGGCCCAACGCCUGUCCGAUGCAUCCAGAAUAUUUUUCACCCCUGAGAUCCUGGAAGCCAUCCUACUGAGUUUAGACAUGCACACAUUGCUUAUUUCAGCUCGAGUCUGUUGCACAUGGAAUAGCCUGAUCAAAAGCCCCCGCAAGAUACAACGGGCACUGUUCUAUAUUCCUUCGGAUACGGUAGCGCCAGGGCAGCCAAGAGUCAAAAAUCCACUCGUGGUUGAAAAAAUAUGGGUUGAGUUUAUUCGCACACAACUCUACUCACGUCCAAGAGUGGGUGGUUGGCUAUGCGGAGGACUCCGUGAAAUUCCCUAUAUAUCAUCAGAAAAGACAGAAGAGGCAUACCUGCGGCCCGAGGUGAGCUGGCGGCGUAUACUUCUUCAGCAGCCUCCAAAUUCGAUUGUGCGUUUCUGGAACCCUGAAAACCCCGAUAGGCCCUAUAGUCAUCAUCAUGGAAUGAUCGAUACCCACGCUAAGUGGAUGCCCAACCGAGAUUAUAUCCGCAUGGACAAUGUGCAAUAUUGGGUAGACAUUGGGGCCUUUUCACCUGGCCUUCUACCUUUCUUAUGUUGGGUAGACCCGUUGCUCAUGAGCAAAGUCAGGAGCCGCACGAGACUGGCAAAAGAUACCGUUCUAGCCAAAUAUCUGGCCCAGUUUGAUCUCACAAUCAACACCGACUACCACUGUUGCCCCGUAAUUAAACCUGAUCCUGAUGAUCCCAAUCCAAGAAAGCAAGCCGGGUUCCCUGAGUGGUGCGAGGAAAGUGACGUGAGCUUGCUUUGGGGAGAGCCAAACUAG
This is a messenger RNA of Aspergillus pseudotamarii, 864 nucleotides long. Its product is annotated as F-box protein. The transcript has a single exon. The record is from RefSeq and is a predicted model, not a curated record. Lineage: Eukaryota; Fungi; Ascomycota; Eurotiomycetes; Eurotiales; Aspergillaceae. Gene Ontology annotation, molecular function: protein binding. The coding region runs from base 1 to 864 and encodes 287 amino acids.